Molecule: messenger RNA, 2331 nt
Organism: Closterium sp. NIES-65
Lineage: Eukaryota; Viridiplantae; Streptophyta; Zygnematophyceae; Desmidiales; Closteriaceae
Source: the annotation of a GenBank genome assembly
AUGUACGAGAUUAUGACGGCAUUCAAUCUCGACCCGGAGCAGAACUGGAGUGAAGGCGCGCCGUGCUCCGACGACGGCACGGGCAGCGGCUUUAAGGGCGUGAUCUGCGACUCCAACGGCAACCCUCGUGCCAUGAUACCCACGCUCGGCAACUCCCUCGUGGGCCUCAGAUCCCUCCCCACCGCCUUCGCCCGCCUCACCACACUCACCAGAUUAGUGCUCAUCAUGGGACUCAUUAACACAAGACUAGACGACUUCGCCAGACCCCUCUCCUGUUUGCCUAACCUAAGACAUUUAGUGUUGGAUGGGAACUCCUUCUAUGGGCCCGUCCCACCUUACCUCAUUAACUCACCCACUCUAACUGACCUCUCAUUACAGGGCAACAAGCUAACGGGCACAAUAAGGAAAAUCGGACCCAAGCUCACAGCGCUCUUCCUCUCAGUCAACUUCCUCACCGGCCCCCUCCCACCCGCUGCCCGCCGCCUGCGCGUCUGCAACGCCGCCAUGAACUGCCUCUCGCGCACCUCCGGCUGUAACGGGGUAACCGGGUUUCCACGCCGCCAGCGCACCAUCGGAUGCCGGCGGAACCCCUGUGCCAAGCGGAAGUUGCUCAACUCGUUUCAGUGCAAGUGGGCCAAGUCGUGUAUUCCUCAGUAUGGAGAUUGGCCGCCGUGGGAGGUUGAUGCGCUGUCGAACCCGCCUGAUAAGGGUUGGAAGUGCAACUCUUGCCCCACCGGAACUUACGCGACGAGAAGAAGAUGCGUUCCGUGCUCCAAACCAUUGAUAAAACCAUUCUCCGCCCUUCUCCCACGGCGGAAGCAUGCAUCGCCCAAUCACGCGCCUCUUAAGCUGCGCGCACCGCUCGUGCUAAGAGCUUCCGCAACCUCCUCGCAGCGCGAGCCGCCAGAGGGCAGCGACUCGCGGCCGCCGCCGCCGCCAAUGAAAGUGAUGAGCCGAUCCGCGAAGAACGUCCGGCGCAUGAUGUCCGCCGCGUCCCCGCCCGCCCUCGGGCAGUUCCGCCCGCCCCCGCUGCCCAGUGAGCUCCGCCUCCGCCCUUCCCUUCCGCCCUCCCCCCUUUCACCCAACCCUUCCCCUCUUAAUUCAUCCCCGGUCCGCCCGCGUAACCGCCUCUCCGCUCAUUCCCACUAUCCGCCCGCCCCUGAGGAUCAGGCGCUCCAAAGGCGCGCGCCGAUGUUCCCCAUGGGGGCACCUGGGGGAGAAGAUUCGGGGGAAGCGGAGGAGGGGAGGCGGAAGGAGAGGGAGCGGAGGGAGGAGCUGAUCGCGGCAGUGAGAGAGGGGCGUGGCUCCUGGCAGGAGGUCGCUACUGCUAUCAGGCAGCUACAGCAGGCGGGCAUGACGGCAGAGGAGGUGGCGGAUGUGGCAAUGCUGGCGCAUGGCCGAGUGACCGUGCUUGUCGUCGCUGCUCAGGUGUAUGAGUCGCUGCUGCCAGGCGCACAGGAGGUUGAGGGAGACGGGCCCGAAAGCAGCUUUGACGUGGCGGUAGCGUUUCACGCAGAGCAGAGCGCGGAGCUGCUCUAUGAGCUGCGCACGCUGCCCACGGCCGGCCGACGGGUAGAGCAGAGUGCGGAGCUGCUGUAUGAGCUGCUGUAUGAGCUGCUGUAUGAGCUGCUGUAUGAGCUGCUGUAUGAGCUGCUGUAUGAGCUGCUGUAUGAGCUGCUGUAUGAGCUGCUGUAUGAGCUGCUGUAUGAGCUGCUGUAUGAGCCGCUGUAUGAGCUGCUGUAUGAGCUGCUGUAUGAGCUGCUGUAUGAGCUGCUGUAUGAACUGCUGUAUGAGCCGCUGUAUGAGCUGCUGUAUGAGCUGCUGUAUGAGCUGCUGUAUGAGCUGCUGUAUGAGCUGCUGUAUGAGCUGCUGUAUGAGCUGCUGUAUGAGCUGCUGUAUGAGCUGCUGUAUGAGCUGCUGUAUGAGCUGCUGUAUGAGCUGCUGUAUGAGCUGCUGUAUGAGGUGCUGUAUGAGGUGCUGUAUGAGCUGCUGUAUGAGCUGAUGUAUGAGAUGCGCACCCUGGCCACAGCUGGCCGACGGCACUCUUCCCACCACUCUCCCCCCUUCCGGUUGCAGCAAGCAGCAGCCUAUGUGGCCCAGCAAGGGCUGGAUGCAGGGGGUGUGAGAGAGCUGGUGCGCGCCAUGAGGGACCAUGCCAGGCGAUCCAACUCCAGAGAGGGCUUCUCCUCAGCGCCUGGGGACUGCCUGGCGUUCAUGUGCUACCGAGCAGCAGGGGAGAGCAGCGGGGAGGAGCGGUGGGAGUGGGUGGAGAGAGGCUUGGUAGCUGCCGUGAGUGAGAGUGCACGGGCAAGACUGCGAGAGCUGCAGUAG